CCAAACAGUUCGUUCUACCCACCUACCCCUACGUCGAGCAUACAAGAUGCCUAUUCCUGACGCUCAGAUUCAUCCAGAAGCCACAGGCGCAGCUGCCAAGACGGUCGCAGCUCACAAGGACAAGAACAAUGCCGCCUUGACCUUCUACUCGGGCUGGUUCUGCCCUUACGUCCAACGUGUCUGGCUUGCCCUCGAAGAGAAGGGGAUUCCGUACUACUACGAGGAGAUCAACCCGUAUCACAAAGACGAAUACCUGAAGAUCAAUCCCAAGGGUCUCGUUCCGGCCAUCCGAUCCGACGGGGUCAACAUUUACGAAUCCCACAUCCUCAAUGAGUUCCUCGAGGAUAAAUUCCCCCAGAGUAAGAGGCUCCUGCCAGAGCGUGCUGAGCAGAAGGCUGUAGCGAGGAUUCAGAUGGACCUGGUGACGAAGAAGAUCAUUCCGGCCUACUUCCGCUGCGUACAGAGUCAGGACGUAGAGGGACAAAAGGCGGCGAGAAAGGAAAUGUACGAUGCCUGCCGAGAAUUUGGCACCUUCAUCGAUUCUAGCAAGGGGCCCUUCGUGGGAGGGAAGGAGCUGGACGGAGUCGAUAUUGCUCUAGCGCCGUGGGCUGUGAGACAGUGGGUCCUCGACGAGCAUCGCGGCGGGCCUGCGACAGAGGCAGAGUGUGGGCAAGCAUACGUCAAAUGGGCCAAAGCUGUCCAAUCGCACCCCACAGUGCUCAAGACGACCUCAGACAGGGAGCACUACGUCCCGAUUUACCAGCGCUACCUGAAGGACGAGGCACAAAGUGAAGCUGCAAAGGCGACGAGGGCGGGAAAGGUCAUCCCUUGAUGCGCGAAAAAAGAUUGUGUGGAGACGUCAAAAUGCUUCAUAUGACAAAGGACACCAGGGACGUUCUACGUUUGUAUCAAUACAAUGUAUGCGAUGUUGCUUGCAAUUGCGCUUGCUGUAUCCAAAGCCACUCAUUUGCGCAGACUUCUGCUUUUGGAACCUGUUGCGCUACCCGCUUUUGCGCCGUUUACUGCUUUGCCGGCUCUUCUCAAUCCAGAGACAGGCGGUUUG
This is a messenger RNA of Microstroma glucosiphilum, 1063 nucleotides long. Its product is annotated as glutathione-S-transferase. The record is from RefSeq and is a predicted model, not a curated record. The transcript has 3 exons. Bases 47 to 832 code for a protein of 261 amino acids. Gene Ontology annotation, cellular component: cytoplasm. Lineage: Eukaryota; Fungi; Basidiomycota; Exobasidiomycetes; Microstromatales; Microstromataceae.